CCUGCGGAAGCAUGGAGGGCGAGAGUACGUCGGCGGUGCUCUCCGGCUUUGUGCUCGGCGCGCUAGCUUUCCAGCACCUCAACACCGACUCGGACACGGAAGGUUUCCUUCUUGGGGAAGUGAAAGGUGAAGCGAAGAAUAGUAUUACUGAUUCCCAAAUGGAUGAUGUUGAAGUUAUUUAUACAAUUGACAUCCAGAAAUAUAUUCCAUGCUAUCAGCUUUUUAGCUUUUAUAAUUCUUCUGCUGAACUAAACGAGCAAGCACUGAAGAAAAUAUUAUCAAGCGCCAAAAAGGCUGUGGUUGGUUGGUACAAAUUCCGACGUCAUUCAGACCAGAUCAUGACAUUUAGAGAGAGGCUGCUUCAUAAAAACUUACAGAAGCAUCUUUCAAGCCGGGAACUUGUUUUUCUGCUGUUGACACCCAGUAUAAUGACAGAAAGCUGCUCUACCCAUCGGCUGGAGCACGCCUUGUACAAACCUCAGAAGGGACUUUUUCACAGGAUACCAUUAGUGGUGGCCAAUCUGGGCAUGUCCGAACAGCUGGGCUAUAAAACUGCAUCAGGUUCCUGUGAGUCCACUGGUUUUAGCCGAGCAGUAAAAACACACAGCUCUGAAUUUUUUAAAGAAGAUGGAUCUUUAAAGGAGGUUCAUAAAAUAAAUGAAAUGUAUGUUUCUUUACAAGAGGAAUUAAAGGGUAUAUGCAAAAAAGUAGAACACAGUGAGCGAGCAGUAGAGAAGCUACUAAAGGAUGUACACAGAUUGAAACAGGAAAUUAAAAAAAAAAAACAGGCACAAAUUCAAGCAGCACGAGAGACCGUCGAAAAAGACCCUCAGGAGAACAUUUUUCUUUGUCAAGCUUUACGGACCUUUUUUCCAGAUUGCGAAUUUCUUCAUUCAUGCGUUAUCUCUUUGAAAAAUAGGCAUAUUUCUAAAAGUAGCUGUACUGCCAACCACCAUCUUGACGUGAUAGACAACCUGACCUUGAUGGUAGAAUACACCGACACCCCUGAGGCUAGUCCAACUAGCAGUACACCGCCAGCCACUAAGCGUAAAGCUUUAGAUACCGAUGAUGGAUGGCAGUUCAAAAAGUUACGGCUGUUAGAGACACAAAACAAAUCAUCUAAAACAGAUACUGAUAGUAGCAAUCCAGAGAAAUCAUCUACAUUGAGCAGCCCUGAAAUAGAUGAAGAGAUUGAAAAAAUGAAGGGUUCUGGUGAAUAUCCACGGUCUCCUACAUUUUGAUCCUUUUAGGCCAAGAGGAGAUUUUUGAUUGGCUUAAGGAUAAAGCCAUUUAUACUGUCUUUACUAUGUUCAACUAUUUGCAGUGAUACAUAAAUUCUAGUGCAUUUA
Suricata suricatta (meerkat) is the source of this 1349-nucleotide messenger RNA. It is a transcript of the gene ABRAXAS1, whose product is annotated as abraxas 1, BRCA1 A complex subunit. Gene Ontology annotation, molecular function: polyubiquitin modification-dependent protein binding; microtubule binding. The coding region runs from base 12 to 1241 and encodes 409 amino acids. Gene Ontology annotation, biological process: attachment of spindle microtubules to kinetochore; mitotic spindle assembly; protein K63-linked deubiquitination. Gene Ontology annotation, cellular component: nucleus. The transcript has 9 exons. The record is from RefSeq and is a predicted model, not a curated record. Lineage: Eukaryota; Metazoa; Chordata; Mammalia; Carnivora; Herpestidae.